Molecule: messenger RNA, 4816 nt
Organism: Penaeus chinensis
Lineage: Eukaryota; Metazoa; Arthropoda; Malacostraca; Decapoda; Penaeidae
Product: ras-associated and pleckstrin homology domains-containing protein 1-like
Exons: 16
Coding region: 405-4181 (1258 amino acids)
Biological process (GO): rhabdomere development
Cellular component (GO): stereocilia ankle link complex; plasma membrane; cilium
Molecular function (GO): protein binding
Source: RefSeq, a predicted model, not a curated record
CACGCCGCUGUCGCCACCGCAGAGGGUCGGCGGCGGUCAGUUGGCGCGUGAGAGGAAAGGAGGACGGUUGGGUUGGCCUGCAUGAUUUAUUGGACUCAGAACUUGAUAUUUUCUCCUUAAUUUGAAGUGUGAGGAAGGGCGGUCUUGCCAAGCUCUCUGAUUCUGCUUGAUCGCCAAAAUAGAAGUGUGAAGCGUGAUUAUCUUAGCGAAGGUCCUGCGGUGGCCGCCCCUGUACUCUACUUGUGACUGCAGUGUGUAGUGGGAAGUGAAGAGAUAAUGAGUGCAACAUUUGCAACGAAAAGACUUCGGAGGAUGAAGGUUGCAAAGUGCUUAGUGUAGAGAAGAAAAAAGUGAUUGUGUUUGCGUUUUAACAGAUGCUCUGAGCGAAACAAGUGCAAGUCGACAUGCGCGACGGAGGACUCAUGGGCAUCGGCGAGCCCCUGGAGGCGUCCCGCGGCCACGCCUUCGCCACCCACGCGCCCUCCAUCUCCUCGGCCGCCUCCACCAUGGGCGGCGGCCGAGUGAGGUUCGUGAGGCUCAUCAGGAGGCCGGGCGAGUCCUACGGGUUCAGCCUGAGGGGCGGCCGGGAGCACGGCACCGGCUUCUUCAUCUCCCACGUCGAGGUCGGCUCCGAGGCCUACAUGCAGGGCCUGAGGGCCGGCGACCAGCUUCUGCGCGUUAACAACCUGAGCGUGGAGCGAGCUGUGCAUCACGAGGUCACGGCGAUGGUGCAGGGCAAGUCCUCCGUUGUGCUGAAGCUCAAGAGCGCCGGAAUCAUCCCAGUCAAAGAACACCGCGGAGACCCCCUGACGUGGCUGGUGGUUGACGACGACGAGGACCUGUCAGACCACGGCACGGACACGUACAGCCAAUCCCUGCCCUCAACCCACGAGAGUGAGCACGAGCAGUUCGACCAGGCGUCCCCCACGCAGCCCAGCGUCGGCCAUGGGGGCAACGAGAACCACGCACGAGUCUAUAUCUCUUGCACGGGGAAGGUCGGCCUCGGGUGCAGCAUCUGCAAGGGCCCGGCGGAAAAGCCAGGGAUCUUCGUGCAGAGCGUUCGUGGCGGGGGCGUCGCGAGGAAUGCAGGUCUCCGGCCGGGGGACCAGAUCAUCGCCUGUAAUGAUGUUAGCUUCACACACUUGGAAUUUGCCGAGGCGGUCUACGUGCUGAAGUCUUCGCCGCGCCUCGUGCUCGACGUCAUCCGCGGCGCCGGACUCGAGCUCGUGGCGGGAGAGUCCUCGGGUUACAAUUCCUCGGCCUCGUCAGUAGCGGGUGACCAGACGCCGCCGUCCUCCUCCUCCUCGGAGCCCAGGGAUUCGGACCACAGCGUCACCAACAGACUAAGUGCCGUGAGCCGCCACCUGACCCUCGACCGGUCCCGGGGCUGGAGGGAGAUCGAGUCCGAGUGGGCCGAGGCCGAGGCGCAGGAGAAGCGCCGGGUGCUGCAGACGAACCAGCGGACGCUCAAGACACGCGCGCAGCGUGACGCCAACCACCGUAUCGGCAGCUCCUUGAGCAGCAGAUCUCUCGGCAACCUGAGUGCAGCCCUAAGGGAAGAGGAGGAUGAGGAGCAGCGUACCGCCUUCAGAGACGGCCCUACUUCACAGGCCCACCCUUCGCCCGCCCGCGGCCUCCUCACGCCCACCCACGCCCACUACAAACCCGCCCUAAGGAGCACCCGGUCCAGCAGUGACGUAACGGAUGACACGAGCCACAAGAUCGCCCUGGUGACAUCAGCGGAUCCGCAUGUGAAUAACAUCGUGGUGACGACGGGCCCCAAGAACGAGCGGGACGCCGUCUCGCGCCUGGACCAGCUCUCCAACCCGUCGGCGAGCAGCAGGACGUCGACCUUGAGCAGUGGUUCAUCCCAGGUGACAGUGCGGUCCUCCUGCGGUAGUGGUGGGUCGCCCACAGUGGGCAAAGCGGUGUCCAGGGAGUCUCUGGUGGAGCAGCAGUUGAGGGAGCUACGGGAGGAACAGCGCCGCCUGCAGGAAGAAGCUAACAGGCUGGCACAAGAGAGAAGAAAAUUUGAGGAGGAGAAGCGACGUGGGGUAGAGCGUACCCAGAGUGCCCCGUUGGCCCCCCUUGUGAUCACCUGCUCGGGGCAGGCCCUUCUCCCUCACCAACAGCCGCCCCCCAGUCCAACAUCGUCCAUCGCCAGUGGGCGUCACACAACGCGGGUGUUAAUCAAGUCCCCACCACCCCCUCCACCACCUCGCAAAAAUACAACCUCGCUAUCCUCCCGUAGCAGUUUCCAUCCUCAGCAACAGCAGGUUUCUCCCCCUGCUUCUCCAGCUCACAGCAGUAGCAGUAGCAGUGGAGUUGGGUCAUCUUGUGGCUCCUCCGCUGCUCCAAGGCGGUGCAAAAGCAUUGGGUCCUUGUCUGCUAGUAGUGGUGAGAGUGCAGUGUGGGAAGACUCGCUCAUUCCCACUCAUCCCACCCUCGUCAAUACACAUUCAGGAUUUCGGUCUUCCAUGCCUCCUCCUACUCCUCCAAAACCUCCUGCACAUUCAGCAGCACCCAUGAGUAGCACAAAUAGCCCCUAUACCUUAGGAGGAGUUCCCCCUCCACCACCACCCCCACCUCCUCAACCUACCUCGACCGCCAAACCUAGUUUAGCAGCAGCCCUUAGUAAGGAAUUGGAGCGACGCAGUGCCCAAGAGGCACAGUCAGGUGCAAGUGAAGAUUCAAAAGCUCAAGUUAUUCAGGAAAAAAUUGAUGCAUUUAAGAAAGAGAAAGUGAAGAGUGGGCUUGGAGGACACAAUAGUGCUCAGCAUGACAAGCUGAUGCAGGAAUUUAAAAUUGCUCACAAGAAAAUGUUUGUUAGCAAAGAGAACUUGAGGGACAUUUCUAGUGAGGAAGAUAAGGAAAAGAAAGAGACAAAACCUGAAGCAAAACCAGUCAACCAUGUAAAAGUCACCGAGACGCCCCUAGUCCAGAGGGAGUUCACCUCAAAAAUCAUCAGCAACAGCACCAUCAACAAGACGCCCCUCAGAGCAAUGAACAACGUCUCAAAAACACCGAGCUUGAUGAAUGGCCUAACAACUCCUGCCAAGACCAACUUUCUUAUAAGAGAUGCAAACAGCAAUGUCAAUGGCAAGACUCCCAUUGCAAAUACAUACAGCCCCAACGUUAAAACAAGCCUGCCAUCCUCAUCUCCAUCAACAAACCAGGUAUCCCCUUCCUCUAUACCUUUGCCUCCCCCUCCUCCCCCACCUCCUCCUCUCCACCACCACAGGUCUCAACCUCCCAUCGUCCCUGCCAAACCCAACCCCAAAACAAGUGUAAAUAGUCCUCACACUCAACCUAUGUCUGCCUCUACCUCCAGUCACAGUAUUUCUAGGCCUAAAUCUAUGGCCAUGUCAAACUCUGGCCUCGGCCACUCUCCUCAUCAGUCCCGUUCACCAGCGUCAGGAGUCCCGCCCCCCCCGCCCCCAAUGCCUGGGAUGUGCACCCUGCUUCCCCCUGCUCAGCAGACUGAGCAGCUCGGAGGCAUCAUCAAAAACCAGUCAACUUCAGCAGUCUCAACACCCACGAAGUCUCCACUACGUCCUCACGGAGGAGUUGUGUUAGAUGAGUUCAGACCAGGAGAAAAAAACUCCUUAUCAGUGAAGCCACCAAACACCUACUUUGACGCAGGAAAGCAAACCCCUGGCAAACCUCUUGUCUCAAUUGGUGCAUAUCCAUCACCCAACCACAGACCGCCACCAGUCAAAAUGGACUUCCUCCCCUCGGCCAGUGCCAAUGGGGAACAGAUUGCAGGUGCAGCUAAGACUUCCCACACCCCUGUGAAGGUAAAGCUACAAAGUGAACUCGAAUCUACCCUGAGUCGCUCAAAUCUCCGUCAGCGUUUCGCCGCUCAGGAACUCCCCCCAGAUCCUCCAUCAGAAGCUUCAGGUACUAAGCAAGAAUCCACGUCCGCAGGCUACACCACAACUACCAUUACCAAUAACAACACCAGUCCCAGUGCUUCAUUAUCAAGUAAAUAUCGGACAUUAGGCCAGGAUGCUCCUUCUGUAACCAUAAUGAAAGGUGGUAGCGGAAAGGAAAAUGAGGCCCCAGACUCCCCUCCUACAGGUAUCCUGAAGGCUUCUGGCCCAUCUUCCAUCAGGCCCCUCCAGAAGUCCAUAUCAUUCGGUGAUGUAACAACAGUAGGUGAGGACGACCCACGGACGUAGUAGCUGAGGUGUUUCAUCUUUUCAUCAUCAAGAAUUAGGGAAUAUGUUACAUUACUUUACUCAGUGUUGAUGCCAUAUAUAGAAUGAUUUUCAUUCAAAUCUUUGUACCACUUUCUUCUUUCCCUCUUUUGUAUUCUGGUAUUCAGAAUAGGUGUAAAUAAUUUUAAAUUAAUACUUCUGUAUGAUAUUCUGGUCACUGUAUUUUUUAAGACAUAUUUUAAUUGUUGUAUUAUAGUGCUACACUCCUCAUAUUUCCAAUGGAGGACUUUUAGCAUAUUAAAUAUUCAAAUCUUUAUAUUAUGUUGUUGACCAUCAACAGUUUUUUGUUUAUAAUGUACUGCAUUAGGUUCACUAUAAAAUGCUGUACCAUGUAUUCAGGUAAUAUUAACAACAAAACUGAUGUUGCUAUAGUAAUUUUAUUGUUGAUGAUAUUUGUCACCAUAUGUAUGAAUUUAUGUAUAUACUGGCAUUUUAUGGUUUGGAUAGUGGUUUUAUGUACAUAUAUUAUGUCUGUACUUAUAUACUUGAUGCCCUUUACAAAUCAACAUUUAAAUAUUGUAUCAAAAACUUCCCUCACUUUAUAUACUUUAUAAACACUAACAGUUACAAUAAAGCCAAUAAAUGAAAUCAUAUUA